Messenger RNA from Marchantia polymorpha subsp. ruderalis, 3783 nucleotides. Lineage: Eukaryota; Viridiplantae; Streptophyta; Marchantiopsida; Marchantiales; Marchantiaceae. The record is from the annotation of a GenBank genome assembly.
GAGGGCCCUAGAAGCGGACGAAUCGAAGGCACACGUGCAGGGAAACGACGACGCCCAUUUUCGAAAGGAGGAGAGAGGAGAGAGCAGAGAGAGCCCAGACUCUGUCGUUGGUGGUGGUGCUGUUGCCCAGAGCGGAAAUACGGGGAAGACGAGGAGCAGCGAGUAGCAGAGCGCAGGAGAGAGAGGAGACGACAAGCUCCACUGCCUGCCUGCCUGCAGGCAAACCAAGGGAUCGAGCGGGGGAGAGAGCGCCGAAGGAGGGAGGGAGGGAGGGAGCAAGCGAGCGUCCUGGAGGAGGAGGCGAAGAGAACAGGAGGAGGCGAAGCGGAGGACGAAGAGAGGAGGAGCAUCGGUCCCGCGCCGUGCAGACUACUGCUCUCUCUCGUUAGGGAAGCGAAGGGUGCUGGAACGGGCGCUGGGUGUCGAAUUGCAGACAGGGUAGGCUGUGGGCAGAGGAGGCGAGUCGGAGCGAGCAUAGUUUCCGAGCAGCGACGCGAACGAAUAGUAGGAGGAGGCGGAGGAGGAGGAGCUGUGGGUGCAAAGUGCACGGGAGUGAACAGGCGAUGCCUAGCGCAGCGGAGGAUAGCUUGGAUUGAGGAAAGGGGGGGAGGGUGGAGGGGCUGUUUAGAAACGACAUUGUCUGAAAUCAGACUACGGAGGGGGAGUAUUGAGGGGCCAUGGCGGCGCCCGAGAGUGAGGAAUUCAUUCUUGAAAAGCUGUAUGAGUACGGAGAGCGACUCAGCGAGUCUAAAGACAAGACUCAGAAUGAAAGUGACUACAUGGGCAUCAUCGCUGUAGCGAAGGGGAGCAGUAAAGCGAAGCAAUUGUCGGCGCAGCUGAUUCCACGUUAUUUCAAAUUCUUCCCCAAUUAUUCUUCUCAAGCGAUCAAUGCGCAACUCGAUCUCUGCGAAGAAGAUGAACUUGGGAUACGAGUGCAGGCAAUCAGGGGCCUCCCUCUUCUAUGCAAGGAUACCCCCGUACAUUUGCCUAAGAUCGCAGAUGUUCUGGGCCAACUUCUUCUUGCUGAGGAGGGGUUGGAACGAGAUGCCGUACAAAAGGCUUUGAUGUCUGUCUUGAGACAGGACACCAAAGCUUCUCUGACUGCUUUGUUCAAGCACAUCGAAAAUUCCGAUGAAAACAUACGGGAAAGGGUUCUCAUCUUUGUCAGAGAAAAGGUAUUUCCUUUGAAGAAUGAACUCCUGCACCCUCAAGAAGAAAUGGAAAGACACAUUACCGAUCUUAUAAAAAAGAGUCUGCAAGACGUUACCGGAGCAGAAUUCAAGAUGUUUAUGGACUUUCUCAAGAGUUUGAGCUUAUUUGGGGAUAAAGCCCCCCCUGAGCGUGUACAGGAACUUCUUGAGAUAGUAGAAGGUCAGGCGGACCUAGAUGCGCAGUUCACUAUAACCGACACGGAUCACAUCGACCGUCUAAUGUCUUGCUUAAACAUGGCUCUUCCUUUUUAUGCUCGCGGUGCAUCAAACAGCAAGUUUUUCAAUUAUAUCAACAAGCACUUACUCCCUGUCUUCGAUAAGCUUCCUGAAGAGCGGAAAGUGGAUCUGCUGAAAAAUUUAGCUGAAAGUUCUCCAUUUACUUCAGCCCAAGAUGCUCGCAGUCUUUUACCGUCCAUCGUUACUCUUAUCAAGAAGUACGUGCCAAGGAAGAAAACGUCGGAAGAGCUUAACUUCACCUAUGUGGAAUGCUUGUUGUACGUAUUUCAUCAACUUGCGCACAAGGCUCCCAAUAUGACGAACAGUCUGUGCGGAUAUAAAAUUGUUACCGGUCAGCCCUCAGAUCGGUUGGGCGAGGAUUUCACUGAGUUUUUUAAGGACUUCGUUGAGAGAUUGACCUUGGUCGAAGAGCAGGCAAAAGCUACGAACAAGAGACUGGCUCAAGGCAUGACGGAGCACCAUAAAGCCAUGGCUGCCGCCAAGGAUGACGCCGCAAAGGCAGAUGUUAAAGUAAAGAAGCAAACCACCAGCUCCGGUUUACAAACGUGCAACAAUAUUUUGACUCUUACCCAGCCUUUGCAUUCAAAAGCUCCAACGUUUUUCGGUGAGAAGAAGUCUUUUAGUCUAUCUUGGGCGAAGCCUGUGGCUACUCAACAACUAAACGCUACUGGCUCCAAGCGGACGGCUUCAGCUGCCAACGGAGCUGGCGCAGCCUCAGGAGGAGGAAAGAGGGCGAAAGGGGGUGACACCUCGUCUCAGAAUCAACUUGUAAAUAGGGCCCUGGCAAGCUUAUCUCGUGGUGGAAGGGCGACUCAAGUCAGGGGUGGUGGGAGGAGUGGAUGGCGUGGAGGUCGCAGUAGGGGACGACACUGGUAGUUCUUCAAUCAGGUAGUUUAGAAGGUGUAGUAGAAGAACCGAUCAUGGAUUGUGUACUCCAAGGACUGGGAUUGUAUCUUGCAGUCGACUGCUGUCUGGCCAAAACAAUUGAAGAGACGCAUCUUAUCAUACACGACAAUACAAUGUGACAAGCUUCUGAUGCUGCCCUACUUCUUAGUCAGUUAUAGUUUAUGGAGGCAAUUUUUUCAACAAGCUUCUGUAGCUUAUCUGCUGACAACAGUAGAAGACUCCUACCUGGGCUACAAAAAAAAUGAUCAUUGGUUUUCUUCUGUUGGGGACAUAGUGGGUUACCUCCACUGCUUAGCCUUCUGGUAGCAGACCCAGACGGCGAGUAUCUCUUGUGUAAUCAUAGUCGUGAUGGAGCUGAAUUUAACGGGACAUGCACAUGUGAGAGUACAUCUUGUGCCGAGGCUACCUGUUCUCUGCAAUGACCACUGGCAAGAACACUGCGGGUUGUACCUCAUUAUUCAAGAGUCAGUCACAUUUGUUUUUGGGAUACCGUGGUGUGUAACCUACAACUGAUAGUCCAAGAGUAAGGCAGUCAUUGACCAUCAUUGGCUGGAGGAGGCUCUGUGAGUUCCUGUGAACCUUAUGCAAUUUUGUUGUAGUUUUCGUCUGUCUAUUUGUUGAGCAAUCGAUGUAUUGUUUCCUCUCACCACCACCGGGAGGGGCUAGAGAAACUGAUGGAUAUCACAAACGGUGACCGGUGUGCUUAUUGCUCAGCCAUAAGCACUUUGUAAAGUUGGAGUACAACUUUGUUUUUCCCUAUCAGUCUGCUGUAUCUUUUCUGGUGGAGGACAUCCUGGCAGAACGUCAUCAAACAUGUACUUCCUGACUGCGACCUGAUGCGAAGUAAAUAAGGCGACUUCCAUCUGUGGAGGAUCCAUAGCAUCCUCGGUAAGAUCGGCCAGCAAACAAAAGUCUCCAACUUCCAGUGGUUCAGCCAUGACUAUUUCGAGGAACUGCUUGUUUUUGACCUGUGUGAAAGAGAAGGUGCUAGGAUUCAACUUCGAGACGGUAAAUGAUCGGAGGAUCUACGUCUUACUUCCCCUGUAUCUUGAACAAGCACAGCCGCCCUUGUAAGAUGGAGAUGUCAGUGGAAGUUUUUACCCUUUCCCCUGUCGAAGGGCGAAGUGGAAUGAUGAAGAAUUACUGUGCGGGAGGGUCACUGUUAUGGCAGCAACAGUCUUAUGAACCGUCGGGGUCUUGGAACUUAGACAAGAGGAGGUUGUAAUUUACCCUGGCUGGGAUGGCGGAUAAGGAGAUAGAAAUUUUGCAGUUUUGACCCAUUUUUUCGGGAGUUAUCAGCUGUACCAUGUGAAGUAUUAAGCAAAGCAUGUGGUGUCAUGACGAGAGAGGGAGAACGAUGAGAGUUUCUUUUGAGUUUAUGUUUUGCGUGGACUUACUUCUGAAUCACUACUGAGUAUAUUCAGAUUUC